This is a messenger RNA of Tachysurus fulvidraco (yellow catfish), 3165 nucleotides long. It is a transcript of the gene hnrnpd, whose product is annotated as heterogeneous nuclear ribonucleoprotein D. The record is from RefSeq and is a predicted model, not a curated record. Gene Ontology annotation, cellular component: nucleoplasm. NCBI's taxonomy places the organism in Eukaryota, Metazoa, Chordata, Actinopteri, Siluriformes, Bagridae. The transcript has 9 exons. Gene Ontology annotation, molecular function: RNA binding. Gene Ontology annotation, biological process: regulation of gene expression. The coding region runs from base 461 to 1390 and encodes 309 amino acids.
GUUUGUUUGUUAAAUAGAUGACUCAAUACCUCUUAAAGAAGAUGAUUAAAUGGAUCAGUAUACAGACGGUACCUGGAAGUUGAAAUUAAGGAUAUAGUAUAAGUUGAAUUGACUUUUGCUUGAUGUAAGCUCUUACAGGUAAACUAAAAAAAGGCUGCAUGAGUGAGGCGUUGUUUUGACGUUCUAGUUCAAAAGCGCUUCAUGAACUCUUGCUCCCUUUUCCUCCAUUUUGUGCCUGAACAUUGAGCUUCGGCAACAAAAGUGCAGUCUAAGGUCGAAAAUAAGUUCUUGUAGUCGGGAUCUAAAUACAUUACUUUAAAAACUGCGCUGGGAUUUUAAAAAAAUAAUUUUUCGAAACUGAAAGUGGUGCCUUUCGCGCCCUUGUGAAUUUUGACGCUGGACAUCAGGCAUCACUGAGGGAAAACUCGUUAGCAUCAACUCCGACUGAGCGGGGGGAAAAAUGGAGGAGCAGUUCAUUGGAGAAGAUCCUACUAUGAAGAUGGAGGAAGACGAAGAGGCGAGUGUGGAAGGACAGAUACAGGCUGUCAGUGAUGGAGGCCACGGAGACAGCGAGGGAUCGAAGAUUGAUGCGAGUAAAAACGAGGAAGAUGAAGGGAAAAUGUUUGUUGGAGGUUUGAGCUGGGACACAACAAAAAAGGACUUGAAAGAUUACUUCGCCAAGUUUGGGGAGGUUGUAGACUGCACAUUAAAGCUGGAUCCUAUGACUGGUCGAUCCAGAGGCUUUGGCUUCGUACUGUUUAAAGAUGCUGAAAGUGUAGAAAAGGUUAUUCAGCAAAAAGAACACAAACUUAAUGGAAAAGUGAUUGACCCAAAAAAAGCAAAAGCCAUGAAGUCCAAGGAACCUGUGAAGAAGAUCUUUGUUGGCGGAAUUUCACCAGACACUCCUGAAGAGAAGAUUAGAGAGUACUUUCAUGCUUUUGGAGAGGUGGAGUCCAUUGAGUUGCCAAUGGAAAACAAAACAAAUAAAAGGCGAGGAUUCUGUUUCAUCACCUUCAAAGAGGAAGAUCCAGUGAAGAAAAUCAUGGAAAAGAAGUACCAUAACAUUGGCCUAAGCAAGUGUGAAGUCAAAGUGGCCAUGUCGAAGGAGCAGUACCAGCAGCAGCAGUGGGGUGGAAGAGGUGGUUUCUCCUCCCGAGGUCGUGGGAGAGGAGGUUUGCUUCUAAACCCGGCUGGAGACACACAUGCCUCUUGGACAUUGUGUGCAUCAGGGCCAAAUCAAAAUUGGAACCAGGGGUACGGAAACUACUGGAAUCAAGGAUAUGGAAAUUAUGGAAACUAUGGCUACAACAAUCAAGGAUAUGGUGGAUACGGGGGCUAUGAUUACUCGGGUUACAACUACUACGGAUAUGGUGACUACAGCAGUAUGUAAUGCUGUUUGUGAAAACGCUGCAAAAACUCUAAGAAAAUAAUACCAGCAGAGUGGUUACGGCAAAUCUCCAAGGCGAGGUGGCCAUCUAAACAGUUACAAGCCUUACUAGCAUACUACAAGCAUAAACUUCAAAACAUACACACAGGUAUGCAGUUGCAUUACUUAACCCAAGCCAUCCUUAGCCAUUAACUUAUGCUACAUUAACCAUCAUAUGUAAUGUAUUUUGCUUAAUUUUUGUUUUUCUUUAAAGUUUUUCACAGCACCCUGGAGUGCUUUACUGUAGUGGUUAACAUAGAGACUUCAGUCUUUUGGCAAUAAUGUAACAGCUGGCUUUUGGCUGUUUCUUGCCUUUAUGUAACAGUAAAAAAAGUUAACAGGUACAGUACUGCUAAAUGGGUACGAGAAAAUAAGGAUUUGCAACGAAAACACACAAAAGAAGAAUGUUGUCUCCUAACUCUGACCUUGUUUGUACCUGCCAGCGGGGACUUCCUUGCAGGCCAUGAGCUGACUUCCCGAUUCUCUCAGGCCCGCUCAAUGCGGACAGGGUACGAGAGGCGUACGCUCUCGAAUGCUCCCAUUUGGUAUGGUCUUCCAACAUCCUGUAUAUGAAUUGUCAAAAAAAACAAAAACAAAAAAACCAGAAAACACAUAACGGAUACAUCAAGCUUUUAUCCUUGCCUUUUUACAUUCUGUUUAAAAUUCAUGGCAUUUGUUUUAUGUAAUACAACACAUUUCUGUAAUUUCGUAAUGUCAUUUUUUACAGGUAAUGGUUAAAUACAACACUGAAAAAAAAAUAACUGUUUACUUUUCAAAGGAUACAGCCUUCUCUGGAUUUUCCAGUGUUAAUAUAUGCACUUUUAAUUUUACAUGUAAUGCUUGCUUUUCUUUAUUUAUAGCUCGUGUAGCAGUAAUAGCCAGUAAUCCAUGAGCUAAAACCUGGUUUGUACUUGGACGCCACUACGUGGGAGAAUUGCUUAAUUUUCAUACUUGUAUUGUGUGUUUUAAUGGCAGCGGUGGAAGAAGUUUGUUAAUUUCAUCUAACAAAUUCUCUUUUUUAAUCUUUUCAAACCUGAGAAAUUUGCCUGAAAUGUUAUUGUGAUUUUUCAUUAAUUAAAGGCUUCAUAUAUGUGUCUGGGCUUAAAUAUAUUACUUAAGCUUAAUGUAUUUGAGAAUUUUUACAAUCAUAAAAUUUUUUACCAGUAUUUCUAGAUUAUUGCAUUUAAAAAAAAUUUUUUUCUCGAGAAACAAGAUACCUACGUUUUUUGUUUAUGAAAUGAAUUAAAAUGCUAAUUUUCUGUCUUUCAGGUGGAGAUUUUUUCGAAGAUUACAUCUGACGCAAACAUCUUUGAGUCAAGGGAGAUGUUUAUUAAGGAGUGUUAAUGAAAAACAUUUUGUUCUUUUUAAUUACAGCUACUGGCCAUGUACAGUAUGCUUUGUCUUUAUCAGCUGCCUGAUAAAGGAUAUUCUAAAGAACAUUUAACAUCAGACUCAGUAUAACAGGCUUUCUCUAGUCAAAAUAAUUUCUUGUUUUGUGUUGAUAUGGUAGAUUAUAUUAGUAGUUUGUUAGUCCAUUGUUUGCAGACAUUGUGCUCCUGGGUCAUUAUUUCAUUUCUAAAUUUCAGUAGUAUUUAUUAGUUACAAUUUGAUGAGUAGAAGUGACAGUAAGUUUAUAUAUAUUUUUUUAGGCUUAGGAGUGUUUUGCUACAGAAUCAUUUAAAUCGUUUAAAUCAUUUAGUGAUACUAUGAACGAAAUAAAAUGUAUAAAUUCUGAAUUA